AUGAAUACAAUGUCUGGCGUACCAAAGAAAAGUGAUCUUUACAUUUUUGAUUUGUCAGAGCAACUUGUGGAGUCAUUAGCUUUGAUGAGCUUUGAUUCUACAUUGCGGGAAAUUGAAGCAGAUAAUAGCUCUCAUACUGCUGGGGAGGAAAAAAGUGAAAGCGUACAAUUACGAAGGCAAAGAGGUCCAUCGAAUUCUAUGCGUUGUACAAUUUGUCAAGUUGAAUUUGCAUCCAGAGAUGUGCAAAAGGCCCAUUAUCAGACAGAUUAUCACUUGAUGAACGUCAAAAGGACUCUAAGAGGACUACAUAUCUUAUCUUUUGGUGAAUUUAAUGAGUUAAUUUCCAAGGAGAGUGACAAAAAAACCAGAGAUGAAAAUUCUGACACCGAACUAAUGUCGAGUGGUCAAGAGGAUGAAAGUGACGAAGCCAGUGAUCAGGAUUCAGACCCAAAAGUUGAUAACUAUAUGGAAAGCAUAAUCGAGAACGAUUUAAAGAGAUUACGAUUUCAAGAAGAUGAGCCCAAUGUUCCCAGUCAUAUUAAUACUCAAUCCCCUUAUAUUUAUUUCAAAUCAAGUCUCCUUCCAAGAGAUGAGGUUCUGGGAAUUUAUAAGUCUGUGUUCAACAAAACGUCUCUUUCCAAACCUUAUGAAGCUCUGACUUUUUGGAAUUCACAAGAAAGCCCUUUGAUGGCGAUAUCAGCCUUAUUUAUGGUAGGAGGUGGGCAUUUCGCAGGAGCAAUUGUUUCUCAUCAAAGGCUCGAUAUCAAAGGCAAUGCUCACAAGAAGAAUGAGAGUCUGAUUGAGCAAGCAGUUAAUUUCCUGGAGCAUAAGACGUUUCAUAGAUAUACCACCAGAAGGAAGCAAGGUGGUUCUCAAUCAGCAAUGGACAAUGCAAAGGGCAAAGCCAACUCCGCUGGUUCUGCACUUCGUAGAUAUAAUGAAAGCGCGUUAAAAACAGAUAUACAAGGUGUUUUGAAAGACUGGGCUCCUUAUUUGUCAAAAUGUGAGAAUAUUUUCAUUCGGGCUCGUAACGUCAGUGAUAGAAAGGUUUUUACUGAUAGUACUAUCUUGGAUAAAAAUGAUGAAAGGAUAAAGAGUUUCCCUUUUACUACAAGCAGACCCACGGUAUCAGAGUUGAAGAAAGCAUGGUGUGAACUUUGUUAUCUAAAAGUUUUACCUAGGCCUGAACCAUUAGUAAUAAAGCAAACGGCACAAUGGACUGAAAAUUCUAAUAAAAAAGAGACACCUAAAGAAAAACAAGAACUUUCACCGGAAGAAAUUCGAACAGAAGAGGUGGUUUCUUUAGUGAAGAAGGGAAGAGCACCUCUAUUGAUAGCCUUCUUAAAAAAGAAUAAACUUGACGGGAACUUCCAGUUGAAGCCUGAAAAUAAAUACUCCUUAACUCCAACAAUUUUGCAUUACGCAUCACAACAGGGGUUGAAACAAAUGGUGCUAAUUUUGCUUUCAAAUAUUAAGUGCGAUCCUACAAUUAAGAAUAGAUUGGGAAGGACCGCUUGGGAUUUGACUAGAGAUGACGACGUAAGACACGCUUUUCAGAUUGCAAGACACAAUUUAGGUGAGUCCUUCACUAAUUGGAAUGAAUCGCAUAUCGAAGAGCCUCUAAGUAGAGAACAAGUUGGUGAACUCAAUGAGAAGAAGCAUGCCACGGAGAGUGAGAAAACAGAAAAACUGGUUAAAAUGGAACUAGAAGCAGCUAAGGAAAGACAGAGAUCUGCUAAGGAUGCUGAAAGAGGUCCAGGAAAAAAGCUAACGAAUAUACCUUCAGCUAGACAACAAAACCUGAACUCUUUGACAGAUGAACAAAGACGCAGAUUGAUGAGAGAACAACGGGCUAGAGCCGCAGAGGAAAGAAUGAAAAGAAGUUCGGAAAAAUAA
Saccharomyces kudriavzevii IFO 1802 is the source of this 1896-nucleotide messenger RNA. It is a transcript of the gene VMS1, whose product is annotated as Vms1p. Bases 1 to 1896 code for a protein of 631 amino acids. The record is from RefSeq and is a predicted model, not a curated record. NCBI's taxonomy places the organism in Eukaryota, Fungi, Ascomycota, Saccharomycetes, Saccharomycetales, Saccharomycetaceae. The transcript has a single exon.